Molecule: messenger RNA, 1373 nt
Organism: Alosa sapidissima (American shad)
Lineage: Eukaryota; Metazoa; Chordata; Actinopteri; Clupeiformes; Clupeidae
Product: neuromedin-K receptor
Exons: 5
Coding region: 125-1345 (406 amino acids)
Biological process (GO): positive regulation of flagellated sperm motility; G protein-coupled receptor signaling pathway
Cellular component (GO): plasma membrane; sperm midpiece
Molecular function (GO): tachykinin receptor activity
Source: RefSeq, a predicted model, not a curated record
UUAAGAAUGAUUGUCUCUCCACCCUGACGCCAGUGUCGUAUGUUCCUUUGCGUGCUGUGGUGAUCCACAUUCUGUCGGUUUGGGAAGAGUAGGGAAAUACAUAUCAGGAGAACAUCGUAAGAAAAUGAUCCAUUCACGUGCAAACUUAUCUUUAAAUAGUACCGGCAACUUCACCAACCAGUUUGUACAGCCGACAUGGCGCGUGGUGCUGUGGUCUUUGGUGUAUACUCUCGUCGUCGUGGUCGCCGUUAUGGGCAACCUUAUCGUCAUGUGGAUCAUCCUAGCACACAAAAGGAUGCGCACGGUCACCAACUAUCUCCUUUUCAACCUCGCCCUCUCCGACGCGAGCGUGGCAUCUUUCAACACGCUUAUCAAUUUCGUGAGUGCACUACACGGGGACUGGUACUUUGGCGAAGGGUAUUGUAAGUUCCACAACUUUUUCCCGGUGGCUGCGGUGUUCGCCAGUAUCUACUCUAUGGCCGCGAUCGCGGUGGACAGGUACAUGGCGAUUAUCCACCCCCUGAAGCCGCGACUGUCAGCGACGGUGACCAAGGCUGUGUGUGUGUGCGUGUGGGCCCUGGCCGUGAUGCUGGCCCUGCCACUUUGUGUCUUCUCCACCGUCAUCGUCAUGCCACACAAAACCGUCUGCCACAUCGUCUGGCCCCGCGGCCCGCAGGACGCCGUCAUGUACCACAUCGUGUUGGGUGUGCUGGUGUAUUUGCUGCCCCUGAGCAUCAUGGGAGUGGCGUACAGUAAGGUGGCUCUGAUCCUCUGGGGGGCAGAGGUCCCUGGAGACUCCUCCGAAAACUAUCACCAGCAGCUCCUCGCCAAGAGAAAGAUAGUGAAGAUGAUGGUGGUGGUAGUGGUGACCUUUGCCCUGUGCUGGCUGCCCUAUCACCUGUACUUCCUGCUGGUGGGGCUGAACCGGAGGCUGAUGCGCUGGCGGCCCAUCCAGCAGAUCUACUUGGCCGUCAUCUGGCUGGCCAUGAGCUCCACCAUGUACAACCCCAUCAUCUACUGCUGCCUCAACAACAGAUUCCGGACUGGUUUCAAGCGUGCCUUCCGCUGGUGUCCCUGCGUGUCCCUCUCGGAGCUGGAGGAGCAGGAGCUGUUGACCACGCGACGCCACACGCUCCGGCAGAGCAGCGUCUACACGCUGGCACUCACGCGCUUUGAGUCAUGCCAUGGCGAGCACGGCACCGGAGACCCCAGAGCCCUCUCCACCCACCGCAAGAGCUCGGGCGCCCGCCAGCUCAACCUCAACGGUGCCCCUCGUCCACAGCAAACACGCCUGCCGGUCAGCAGCAGCAGUUGCCAUGGAGAUGUCAUUAGUGCAAACAGUUGAGCAGUGCCAAACAGAAGACACUAAUGAG